CCGGCGCUGUGCUGGGCCGUUGGGAAGUGCGUCACGGCGGCAGCGCGACUGCGCCACGGCGGCGGAUUCGAACGUUGUCGGGCGGCGCUGGGCCUUGUCACGGCGGCGGGAGAAGGAGGAGAAAGGGGGAGGAAGACGAUGAGGCGCACGGUGUCCCGCGGCACUUUGAGGAAGAUCAUAAAGAAGCACAAGCCUCACUUACGUCUGGCGGCCAACACCGACUUGCUGGUACAUUUGAGCUUCUUGUUGUUUCUCCAGCGGCUGGCAGAAGAAACCAGGACGAAUGCUUUUGAGAACAAAAGUAAAGUAAUUAAACCUGAGCAUACUGUAGCUGCGGCAAAGGUUAUUUUAAAGAAAAGCAGAGGCUAGAGGAACAAAAAGUAACUGCAGAGGCUAGUAAACAGCAGUGGAAUUUCCAAACGCUUUUUUGUGCUUUCUUACCAACUUGAGAUCCUGUGAGCCAACUUUGCACCUGUGAAAGCCUUUAGUUUUAUUUAUGUCCAUCUCUUGACUCCGAGUAUCUUACUUCUGCUUUUAAAAAAUACAUACGUGCAUGCACAUUAUAAUGUUUUCAUCCAUUUGAUAAAUAAUUAUAGAAUGUAUCACUUAUGGCCAAUAAUGAUUAGCCAUAGUGUAAUGGAAGAUUUGCUGUACGUCAUUUCUCCCAUAAUAAUGGAACGAUCCCUGUACUGUACACAUUCUUCCAGUACGUAUAAUCAAAAGCGUGAAACUUUUUAAGAGUAGCAGCGGUAAAGACACAGAUUUCACUAAUUCCAUGAUGCAAAUUCAGAGUAGAUUUACUAGAUAGGCAAAAUCUUGGCUUCCAAAAUAAGUGCUGUAGAAGCUAAUACAUUAAAUACCUUGGCUGUGAUCUGUUUAUAAAUAUCUGAAUGGUUUUAAAUGACUGAAAAGCAGAUUAACACUUCUAUGUUGUAGAGUAGGAAUAUAUAUUUUAUGUUUAGAAAUCAUACUCUGAACUGUUUAGCUGGUCUGUUUUUUGAUGUGGUGUAUGGGACAAGUUGGUGGCCUCUAAUUCAGUUGCUGUGAACAGGUGCAUGUUGGAAGCAGGGAGGAAUACCAGGCAUAACUGAUGUGAAGGUGACUUCAAAACUGUUGCACUGGGUAUAAGUUGGCAUGAUACUUGAUACUUCUUUCACCACUUUAUGAAUGUUAUUCCAACUUGUCAGAAGCCUGGAAAUUGCAUGUUACAUAAAAUCUUGAAUUCAAAUCUGUGUUUUAAAUACUUUGUUUAGUUAAUCUUUUAAUAAAGUUGUAGUUUAAUCUA
Molecule: messenger RNA, 1285 nt
Organism: Coturnix japonica (Japanese quail)
Lineage: Eukaryota; Metazoa; Chordata; Aves; Galliformes; Phasianidae
Gene: CENPW
Product: centromere protein W
Biological process (GO): chromosome segregation; mitotic cell cycle; kinetochore assembly
Cellular component (GO): kinetochore; nucleoplasm
Molecular function (GO): DNA binding; protein heterodimerization activity
Source: RefSeq, a predicted model, not a curated record